UCAUUAAAUAAAAUGAGUAUCCCCCCAGAACAAGAUAGAAGAACUUUACCCGACUCAAUUAACGCGAAUCUGCCAACAUACUGUUUGUUUGUUGCGUUUGUCUCCGUUCUGACCUCGUUCCAAAAUGGAUGGAAUACUGGCGUUACAAAUGUGCCCGAGCACGUAAUAAGAGGCUGCGAAAAUAAAAGUGGGAAAAAUUGGCUACCAGAUUGUUUACCAAUGAAUAAUUUAUUAUGGGGUUUCGCGGUAGGAAGCUAUGCGCUUGGUGGUCUGAUCGGUGGCCUUUUUGCCGGGCACUUGCAAACUAAAUUCGGCCGACGCCGUACUUUGAUGGUUAAUAAUGUCAAUUUUCUAUUAGGUGCGUUGAUUUUAGGAAUCACUGUGCACCCUUCAAUGUUUGCUAUUGGACGAUUAGUAAUCGGAAUUGGAAGCGGGAUCGGAACUGUGACUGUUCCCACUUACUUGGGGGAAAUCGCAACUAUAAAUGCGCGCGGAUUUUUUGGAACAAUCAAUCAAAUAUUCAUCAUUAUUGGAAUAGUCGUUACUCAAGCAAUAGGAUUUUCAUUGGAAUUUAUUCCGGGCUGGCGAAUAUUACUUGCACUUACCGCCGCGCCUGCAUUAGCACAAAUAUUGUUGCUUCCGUUUUGCGUUGAAUCACCACGAUAUCUAGUUUCACAGCAUAAAAUUGACGAAGCCAAAGAAGCAUUAAGAAGACUUCGACACGGAUUCAGUAUAGAAAAAGAAUUCGAUGAGAUUGUCGAAGGACAAAGAGAAAUUGAAGUGGAAGAAGCAUCGGAAGGACGAGAAAAUAAGAUCACAAUACGCAAAUCCUUGACAUUUGUUGAAUUGUUCAAAGAACGACCGAGUAGAAAGAUGGCAUUAAUUUGCCUGGGUCUCUCGGCUUUGCAACAGUUGUGCGGAAUUAAUGGAAUCCUUGUUUACAGUAAUGAGAUCUUUUCCAACGCCUUUCAUGAAAAGGCAAAAUAUGCUACUAUCGGAAUAGGGGUUAUAACUUUAAUCGCCACUAUUUCUUCUCUCGGACUGAUUGAUAAGAAAGGACGAAGACCACUUUUACUUUCAUCCGAAAUCGGAAUAUCUGUUAUUAUAUUUUUCGUCGCUUCGUUUUCUAUCGGACUUGGACCUAUUCCAUUUUUAAUUAUCCCGGAAUUGGCACCAACACAUAGUGUCAGUGCAACCGCAUCUGCUGCGAUGGGUCUAAACUGGUUUUGUAACUUUGUGGUUGGUUUGGUGUUUCCGGUGCUCAGAGAAAUAUUGCAAAGUUGGACUUUUCUUGUUUUCGCAAUAAUUGCGAGUGUUGGCUUUGUAUUGACAUAUAUGUUUCCAGAGACUAAGGGUCGUAGUAUCGAAAGCAUAAGUCGAGAAGUUCGAGGAGAUGUAGUGAUCUUGGGGGAUAAUGUCAAAACUUCCGAUAUGAGUAGCCUAAAUCCAAAUCUGAUGCCUAAAGCUACCAAAAUUCCAGCCACAGUUAGCAAUGUACCAGCAACAAAAGUACAAAGUUCCCAAGAUGAAAUUGAGAAAGAACUUACUGCUUGUUUUAUAAGAAAAAACGUUCCAACUAAUAAAAUUAUCUUCAAGAGUAAAUUGGUUUCGACGAAAAUAAGCACAAUGAUGCUAUCCAUACCAGAAUUAACAACAGGUGUAUGA
Ambispora leptoticha is the source of this 1665-nucleotide messenger RNA. The record is from the annotation of a GenBank genome assembly. Lineage: Eukaryota; Fungi; Glomeromycota; Glomeromycetes; Archaeosporales; Ambisporaceae.